AUGAGUUAUAAUUCAACAAGCACCAUCAUCACUCGUCUAACCGUAAAAUAUCAAAUAAAUUGUGCUGUUCAAUGUGCAAAUCAUUUUGCCAAUUGCACUACUGCUGUAUUUGAUAGUUUGAGUAUUCCUCAAUGUACGCUAUAUAGUGGAAGAUUAUCAACAGCGAAUCUUACCGUGUCGAUGAAUACAAUAGUUUAUGACUUUCAACAGAGCAAUUUAACAGCUACUCCGAUCUUAGAUCGUUGGAAUAAAACGGGUAUCACUGUAGCUGGUGCGAGUAAUGGUUCUGUAGGCAAAGCACCUAAUCUGCUCUCUACUCCAUAUGGCAUCACAUUAGGUUCAUUUAACUCACUUUAUAUUGCCGAUCUUAACAACAAUCGCAUACAAAAAUGGAUGAUCAAUGCAUCGACUGGUACAACGAUGGCUGGUCUCUCAAAUGGAACCUAUGGUACAAGCUCAGUUGCUUUAGACUCGCCUGUCAGUGUUGUGCUUGAUUCUAAUGAUAAUAUGUAUUUUACAGAUAGAAAUAAUCAUCGAGUUGUAUAUUGGGCAAAUGGUGCAUCAUCUGGCACUACGAUUGCUGGUAUUGCAGGUACCUCAGGAUCUACAAAUAAUACUCUCUUUGGUCCAACUAGUAUAGUCCGUGACUCAAGCACGGGUACACUUUACAUAGCGGAUACACUCAAUAAUCGGAUAAUGAAAUAUCUUGUGAAUGCUACUUCGGGUACAGUAGUUGCUGGUGGGAAUGGUCCAGGAACCGGUAUUACACAAUUGUACAAUCCAAUUGGUUUGGCUUUUGAUUCGUCCUCAAAUAGUUUUUUAAUUGCUAAUUAUCUAAGUAAUACUAUUGUUCGUUGGGUGUUAGGUGCAAGUAGCUGGACACUCGUCAUUGGUAGUCCCACUGGAUUAAGUGGUAGCACAUCGACACUUCUCAAUCAACCAGUCGGUAUCGCAUCAGAUCCAAUGGGAAAUAUCUAUGUAGCUGAUUCGGGAAAUCAUCGCAUUCAAUUCUUCUUUGCAGGCCAAUCCAACGGCACAACCAUCGCUGGCGUCACAGGUUCAUCUGGCAUUAGUCAGAAUCAAUUAAAUUCUCCCUAUUGGGUCAUAGUUGAUAAUCAACUGAACUUAUAUGUAUCCGAUACUUCUAACAAUCGGGUUCAAUUUUUUUCACAUUUAUAA
Messenger RNA from Adineta steineri, 1179 nucleotides. NCBI's taxonomy places the organism in Eukaryota, Metazoa, Rotifera, Eurotatoria, Adinetida, Adinetidae. The record is from the annotation of a GenBank genome assembly.